Messenger RNA from Zymoseptoria tritici IPO323, 798 nucleotides. RefSeq lists its product as uncharacterized. Gene Ontology annotation, biological process: translation. Bases 1 to 798 code for a protein of 265 amino acids. The transcript has 3 exons. The record is from RefSeq and is a predicted model, not a curated record. Gene Ontology annotation, cellular component: cytosolic small ribosomal subunit; nucleus. Gene Ontology annotation, molecular function: structural constituent of ribosome; RNA binding. Lineage: Eukaryota; Fungi; Ascomycota; Dothideomycetes; Mycosphaerellales; Mycosphaerellaceae.
AUGAGCGGAGUCAACAUCUCCAAGCGCAGAAAGUUCGUCGCCGACGGUGUCUUCUACGCCGAGCUCAACGAGUUCUUCCAGCGCGAGCUUGCUGAGGAAGGUUACUCCGGCGUCGAGGUCCGCGUUACCCCAACCGUCACGGACAUCAUCAUCCGCGCAACACACACCCAGGAGGUUCUCGGAGAGCAGGGUCGCCGCAUUCGUGAGCUCACCAGCUUGAUCACCCACCGCUUCAAGUUUCCCGCAGACAGCGUCUCUCUUUACGCCGCCAAGGUCCAGUCUCGUGGUCUUUCUGCUGUCGCUCAGUGCGAGUCUCUCCGCUACAAGCUCCUGAACGGUCUUGCCGUUCGCCGUGCGUGCUACGGUGUCCUCCGUUUCAUCAUGGAGUCCGGCGCCAAGGGAUGCGAGGUUGUCGUCUCCGGAAAGCUGCGCGCCGCUCGUGCAAAGUCAAUGAAGUUCACCGACGGAUUCAUGAUCCACUCCGGUCAACCCGCCAAGGACUUCAUCGACCACGCCACUCGCCACGUUCUCCUCCGACAAGGUGUGCUCGGAAUCAAGGUCAAGAUCAUGCGCGCCUCGUCGACUCCCGGCGACCCAGCUGGCGAGAAGUCCGGCGGUAAGGGCCUGCCCGACUCUGUCACCAUCAUCGAGCCAAAGGAGGAGCAGCCAAUCCUCGCACCAAGCUCGCAGGACUACGGCGCCAAGGCCGCUCAAGCGCAGGCAUACGCGCAGCAACAGCAGGCUGCUCAAGAGGAGGGAGCACCGGCUGAGGAUGCGGCGCCAGCUCAAGAGUACUAG